UGUGUAACGUUUAACAAUAUACGUUUCAAAUAAACGUUUUUUUUAUUAUUUGUUUUUUUAUGUGGAGUUUUUGUUGGAGUUGAGUUGGUACCGGCACUGUUUUUAUCAUUGUUUUUUUAUUAGUAGAAUUCGGUAGUUUUAGCUUUUUGUGUCCUCUGUGUCUUUAAAUUGGUGAAGUUUUCAUUGUGACACAGCUUAUUUACCAAAUUAUGCCCAAUCUAAUUAUUAUAAAUUAAAUUAUCGUGAUUAAGGUUAUGUCAAGUGCGCAGGAUUGUCAAUCAGGGUUGUGAUUAUCCAUCAAGGGCCCCUUUCAUUGCCCCCAGUUGAGGUAGGCAACACUGAAUUUUUCAAAUGUUUAAAUAACCCGCAAACAAUAUAUUCUUUAUUCUCAUCGAAAAUGGCUUCGAGUUCGGGCUCAAAUAGCCAAAUGGAGGCCUCGUUGAACUUGUGCACCAGCAACACGGCUCAAGAAUCCCUGAAAUGUUUCUUCUGCGACAAAUUCCUCUCAGUUCCACCGAUCUACAACCACGAAUUCGAGUCGAUUUGUGGACGUUGCAAAUUCGUCAACAAGUCUGAAGACUCCAAGUGGACCCGCCAAACCCUGUACGAGAACAUCGCGAAAUUUAUGAUUUUUCCAUGUUCGAAUGCGACAUACGGCUGCAAGGCCCAGUUGAAAUGGGGCGAAGUGGAGGAGCACGAAAACACUUGUCUUUACAAGAAGCUGAACUGUCCCUUCGCCAACGACGACGUGUUCCGCACGCAGAAGUGUCGCUGGAUGGGGUCCGGUCCUGGCCUCAAUGAGCACCUCGAGUUCUGCCACGGAGACCUCAUUAAAAAACUCCCGGAGAUGAAUUUCACCGAAACCCGGGGUAAUAGCAUUUUCCUGACCCGAACUGCGAAACAAUUAAUGAUAGUCGUGGUGAAGUGUGACCCCCCGGGGACCUUCUCCUGCAUGGUGAUGGUGAACGGGACCAGCGCCGAUUGCGAGGCCUACCGCUACCAGUUGGAGUUAUUCGACGAAAACCGGAAAAACUCCCUGAUUUUGCGCAGGGGGCGUUUGGAGGACGCAGUGGGGUUCGAGGAGAACCUAACAAACCCCGAAAAAAUGCUCGUGGUGGAGCUCUCCACUGUUAAAUCCUUGUUAAAGCACCCCCAGAUUAUCAUGGGCCGUUUUGGUAUAAUAAAAAAAUCGAAACGCGAGUUGAACUUCGGGGAGAAGCCCCAGGAGUGCCCCUUCGACGAGAACUUCCUCCGGGAGUUGGAGUGUCCCGUGUGUAAGAAUUACAUGGUGCCCCCGAUCCAGAUUUGCUGCACGGGGCAUAGUUUCUGCUCGCGGUGUCGCGACCAGAUGGAGGAGUGUCCCACGUGUCGACACCCCUUCCAGGAGGGGCGCAACUACACGCUGGAGAAACUCACCACGUGUAUCAACUACCCCUGCAUGUUCCGGGACUCCGGGUGCCCCGUGGCGUGCUCCAGUGAGAAGUUGCGGGAGCACGAGUUGGAUUGCAGCUUCUCGGGGAUUCAGUGCUUCCUGGAGUGUAGCACAGGGCCGGUGAUGAAUUUGUUUAAACAUUUGAAUGAGAAGCACCACGAUAGGUUGAUUGUCGCCGGAGAGGUGCACAUUUUGGAUUUGGGGGAGGGCGAAGUGAUGAAAUCGUUUGCGAUUUGUUUCGGGAAUGAUAUGUUUCGAUUGGCGUUGUGCUACGAUGGGGAUAUUAAAUUCUCCUUGCAACAGUUUGGGGUUAAACAGAGUUGUUACAGCUACGAAUUGGAGGUUAUUUGCACUACGGAAUGCACCGAGAGGAUUAUUUUGACGAAGGAGUGCCCCCCGAUGAGUGACAUGUUCUGGGCUAAGAGCAUCACCAUACCGGAAGAAUUGCUCCAAAGAUAUAUUUCCGAAGAAGAUUUGGUUUUCUUUAAAGUACAUUUGCGGAAAAUUGUCUAGUUUUUAAGUGCCAAAUAUUUAUUUAUGUUACUGUUGUUUGGAAUGGCUCAUUUUUUAAUAAAUUUGUAUUUUUUUGCA
This is a messenger RNA of Tribolium madens (black flour beetle), 2023 nucleotides long. RefSeq lists its product as uncharacterized. The coding region runs from base 398 to 1945 and encodes 515 amino acids. Gene Ontology annotation, biological process: multicellular organism development; proteasome-mediated ubiquitin-dependent protein catabolic process. The transcript has 3 exons. Gene Ontology annotation, molecular function: ubiquitin conjugating enzyme binding; zinc ion binding; ubiquitin protein ligase activity. The record is from RefSeq and is a predicted model, not a curated record. Gene Ontology annotation, cellular component: cytoplasm. NCBI's taxonomy places the organism in Eukaryota, Metazoa, Arthropoda, Insecta, Coleoptera, Tenebrionidae.